This is a messenger RNA of Sinocyclocheilus grahami, 2080 nucleotides long. RefSeq names its product cytoskeleton-associated protein 2-like. Lineage: Eukaryota; Metazoa; Chordata; Actinopteri; Cypriniformes; Cyprinidae. The transcript is spliced from 7 exons. Gene Ontology annotation, biological process: negative regulation of microtubule depolymerization. Bases 1 to 1704 code for a protein of 567 amino acids. Gene Ontology annotation, cellular component: microtubule cytoskeleton. The record is from RefSeq and is a predicted model, not a curated record.
AUGGGAUCUCUUUUAAGCAACAAGGGAAACAGUAAAUCAUCGAAGAAUGAUCUUACGGAGGACAACUCUGGAACAGGAGAGAAGGAAAAGGAUGUUAGACCGAAGACCAAAACUAAUGCUGAUCCUACCAAGCGUAACACGUUAAGCCAGGCCUUCCGUACACCGCAGACUGUAAGACACAGGAAUCUUGUGAAAGAAGUUCAAAAACCACCCUCUAGUGUCUCUGCCAUCCAGCAAUCUAAUCCUGGUAUGUAUAAGGGUCGUGUAGUACAGUCUAAAAUCGACUGUUUCAGAAAACCCAAUGCUGCUGAUGUGAAGACCACAGAAAAGAAAGUGAUUUCAAAACUGGAUGUGACAAGACCAAAACCUGAAUGGCCUAAAGUUCGGUCCAAGUCUGUUUCUUCCCUGCCAAUGUCCUCUAAAGCCAGAGUAAACUCUGCUGUGUCAUCUAGACCGAAAUCUGUCUCUGAUAUCCCGCUGAAUGCCAAUGAAAAACCAGUCCAGGUGUCCGUUUCCCAUAAACGUAUACCUCAGAACGUCCCAGGCACCGUCACCCAAGCAGGUGCUUGUGCUCUUCCCAGGUCAGCCCCUCUAGCUACAAGGCACUCGGCCAUCAGCAAACCCAUCGCUUCGAAGAAGAAAGAGAAGACGGUGCAGGUGGAGAAACCCAAAACAGCCACCACUAAACAGAAAGUCCGCAGGCCUGUCACAAGUACAGCCAGCCAGUACAAAGUGCGAAUAAAGACGGCUGAGGAAAGAAGAGCAAAGCUUGCAGAGUGGAAGGGAAAGACUCUGAAGAAGCCUCCAAUCUUGGAAAAGUCUGCAACCUUUUCAAGAAAUCCAAAACCGGUUCUUCGGCCUAAAACUGGACCCAAAGCAACAAUUGGUGCCCAGUCUGAGCCUGUCGUCCAGUUUGAGGCUGUAAAACCAACCGCUGCAUUGAAGACUGACAACCAAACUAAUGAUAUUGAAGUCCCUGACAAUAAAACAGUGUGUUCUAGGAGAUCAAGCUAUAUUAUGAAUACCUCACUAGACUUGCUGGACACCAGUGAUAUGGAUUUGCCAGUUGACCCAGAGAUAAGGAUGGAGUCGGUGUUGAACUUGUGUGAUAAAUUGGAGGCAAUGGAGAUGCCCUCAUCAUGUGAAGAUGGUGUAAAUGUUGACAAGUCUGAUGUGGUGGCAGAGAAAAGAGUGGAAGUGCAGGAAACAGAUAAAGUGUUUGAAAUUCUGGAAGAGGAGGAACUGGGAGAUGAGGAAGACUCGGAGAGCCACAUUACAGAAGACACUAAGAAGGCUGUCAUAAAGAAUGAUGAUGAUUAUCAUGACAGUGAUGAGAAGAUGAAGAGCACCACUCCAGAGAUGGCAGGGGCAUCCAUUGUGAAAUACAAUGUGAAAACAACUCCGUAUUUGCAAAGAGUGAAAAAGAUAAUUGAAUGCAAAACAGCACCAGGCAGUGGCUCACGACAUAGAAACAUCAUCAAAGACCUGAAGUUUCUGACACCUGUGCGAAGAUCGAUGCGAAUCCAACAUAAGUCCUCUUGUCUGCCUGGUAUGCUGAAUGACCACGAUACUUGCGUCUCCUCGUUGGCUGUGCUGAUGCAGAGGGAAGAUGCAUAUGCGAAUGUUUACAUCUACAGAAAAAAUCCAGCACUACUGGAAGAACUGCCUGAUCAGCCUGAAGACUUUUCAAAAGUAUACAGUUAAGCAAUAUAAGCUAAUGUUGAUGUCGCUUUCAAAUUGGACAUUUAUAGCAUAUGUAACACCUUCAUUUAAAGUAUUUUAUGUGACACUAUUAAAAAAUAGUUAAUUUUUUUAAGUAUUUAAGUGUUUGUUGCAUUGGGCUGCUAAAUAGAGCAAUCUCUUAACUGCCGUGGCUUGACAGCUCAAGGACAAAUAAAGCUGCAUGUGGUGAAGACGGGCCCAAGCCACCAGUGCAGCCGCCACUCCGGUGGCAUCAAGAAAACCGUCUGGUUUUUAAGGGUUACAGCAAUGAAAGGUUUAAUCUAAUAAAUAACAGAUUGGAGAUUUAAAUGAUAGCAGAUUUGUCUCAUUUUAAAUGAAUACUAAAAACGGAGAUGAA